ACACACACACACACACACACACACACACACAUGGUAGAUUUAUUGUCUAGAAAAUUUGACUGAUGAUACCCGUACAACUUCUCUAUCUGCCGAGGAUCUUGAUGCAGCAAUUGAGGAAAUGGUCCAGCUGAGAAAGCCAAUGGAUAUAGACGUCAAGAAAAACAUAUCAGUGGCACAACAACGUCAAAAAGCUCAGUAUGAUGCCAGACACAGAAAAGGCGAAUACAAAGUUGGAGACAUGGUACUUCUAAGAAAUAUGAAGAAACUCUCUCGCCAAGGAAGCAAAGCAGCAGAAGCAUGGUCGGGACCAUACAAAAUCACUGAGAAGGCUGGCAACCAUACCUAUUAUUUGAAAUGGAGUGGUGAUGUUAAGGCCAACAAGACCCUCUACAGCUCUACAAGACUCAAACCAUAUAAUGUACGACAGCAAUUAGGUAGAAGGAGUGUUAAAACAGAAGACAGACACCAAGACUCGUCAGUUGACAGGCCUAUUCCAGUUUUGCUACAAACAUCAAAUGCAACAGAAUCCUUAGAUAAGGCUUCACCGCUACCUUGUGGAAAAGAUGAUCAUAAAGCAAAAGCACCAAAGAGCUAUGUUAAAGUCACGUUAGGCUGCAAUCUUCAAUGGAGCCAUCCUUCUGAGGACCUGUUGGACCAAGAACGAUUGCAGUGCUGCUUGGCCUCCCUGGGAUUCAGAGCAUACAAUGUUCUUGGAGAUGGCAAUUGUCAGUUCAGGGCUGUUGCACACCAGAUCUAUAUGGCAGUGAGACAUACCACGCUGCUGUCAGAAAACAAGCAGUUGACUUUAUAGCAAAGUGUCAUGGCAGGCACCAUAUGAUUUAAAAUACUAGCUGCUGUGAGAUAGCAAACUCAAUUGCACACAAAAUAAUUGUUAGAUAUGAACCAUUUAUGACAGUGCCUUACAGCAAUUAUGUGAAAGAGAUGGCUGCAACUGCUUGGGAAGACCACCUAACACUUGACUCCAUAGCAAAUGUCUAUAACGUAAGAAUAUGGUGCAUUGAAUCUGCAUCCCAAUAUGAAUGCGCGAUGGUGGCUCCCCAAAGAGAACUUCCAACAACAGGUGACAUAUAUCUUGGCCACCUCGCAGAAAAGCACUACAUAUCAGUAGUACCGACUCAGGUAUAUAUUGGGUAUGGCCUUAUAACACAGAAAUUGGAUCAAUCUUAGAUCUUUCAGGAACCCAACGGGUGUGAACCACAACAUUCUAUUCCCAGUAGGCUGGCAGAUGUUGAUAGAUUUUUUAUCAUUUUGAUUCUCAGGCAUUUUUGUCUUCUAAUUUCUUGCAGGCCCAUUGCCCUUGCCUCUUGUCAUGGACCAUUCAUACUCCGUAGCAGCUCCGUUUGAUCUAUUUUAGACCAUUCAUACUGUGCAGCAGGUGCAUCUGUGUCAACUGAACAUCAGUCAGUUGCAAUUUUCAAGAAACAAAUCCCUCUGCAAGAGAGUGGAGAAGGACCAGAGUGGCUUUUUUUGAGUAGAGAAGAUGAAUUCCUGGUAGAUACUUAAAUAAUCAAGACAUGAUUGCUGUUGAGUAGAAUAGUCGACUACUGUAGGUGAAUGAAGUAUGGACAAGUGAAAGUCCAGAUAUGGUAGUGGGAUAUUGUUGUGAUGGUCAAGAACUGACUGUACGUGACUUGAGCACUCUAAAAAAAGACAGUAAUUGGCUCAAUAGUCAGGUGUGUGCUUUAAAUCAGUUGAAUAUACACAUAGUUAUGUAUAGUAAAGUUUCUUUGUUAUCAAGUUGUCAAUUCAUUCAUGCAAAACAUUGCAAUGGAAUUGAACAAUCAAGUAUAGUUAGUAAACUAAUCAAAAAUGAGUUAGGUUAGAGCUGAUUGAGUUUAGAGGCAUAACGUAUUCGCAUACAAUUCCUUCCUGUACAUGAAACUGGUUACGUAUGGACAAAAGCCACUGGAUCACACAUGGAAAUGGAAGAAGGUAUUUUACUUGGAAUUGAGUGUAACAUGAUGAGCAGAUAAUGGAAUAAUUAGAUGGCAAAUUUUUGUAUCCCUACUGAACCUUUCUUUUUUCUAGAAUGUCAACUUAUUUCAAUAUCACACAGUGGUAAUACCUAUCCAUCUUCCACGCCAUUGGACUGUUAUGGGAGCCGUGUUCCUGACUGCAACAAUGCAAUCAAAUGUAACUGUACAUUGGAAGCAUGAUGUUUUGUCUACACGUACUACGCAUUAUGUUAUGCUGUACGGCAGUAUCCUUUUUCUGAUGUCAAAGAAGAGAAUCUUAAUUUAAUAAUGAUGGUUAUGAGCUUGCUAUGUAAAAGAUGAAACAGUAUGUGUAAAUGAACUCUGUUUUACAGGCCUACUACUAUAUUGUCAUACUUUUAAAUUGCUAGUUUUCAAGCUCAUGUUUGGUACUUAAUGUCUUUUAGUCUUGCUACAUCUUUGUUGUUGUAUAUCAGAACUGUUCUCUAUUUAAACAGUUGCAAAAUUGGUUUAAUUAAUCUAGCAAAAUUGGUUUAAUUGUCAGAUUAGGAUAAACCUAUUUCAUCAAUUCAGUAAA
This is a messenger RNA of Corticium candelabrum, 2532 nucleotides long. RefSeq lists its product as uncharacterized. Bases 119 to 811 code for a protein of 230 amino acids. The record is from RefSeq and is a predicted model, not a curated record. The transcript has 4 exons. NCBI's taxonomy places the organism in Eukaryota, Metazoa, Porifera, Homoscleromorpha, Homosclerophorida, Plakinidae.